Molecule: messenger RNA, 3123 nt
Organism: Pseudomyrmex gracilis
Lineage: Eukaryota; Metazoa; Arthropoda; Insecta; Hymenoptera; Formicidae
Gene: dup
Product: DNA replication factor Cdt1
Exons: 6
Coding region: 248-2410 (720 amino acids)
Biological process (GO): regulation of DNA-templated DNA replication initiation; mitotic cell cycle; DNA replication checkpoint signaling
Cellular component (GO): nucleus
Molecular function (GO): DNA binding; DNA polymerase binding
Source: RefSeq, a predicted model, not a curated record
GUCAAUCAAAGUUUUGUCGCGUCGUCUUGGCCAUCUACAUAUACGUCAUCAUUACUUGCCAUACCGCGUCGAUUCUUCGUCGCAGCAAUCAGCUGGCGUAAACUAUUGUUCGCGCCAAAACGGAUUAAAAAGGCGGGACGACCAGUCACGGCUCAACACAAACUCUCUCUCGUACGUUUUUUUUCUGACGCGAGAACGCGAAACACUUGCAUUGUGUGAUCUCGCAAUUAUCUCUAGCGUGUGAAAAAUGUCGCAGCCAUCAGUAGCGGCGUAUUUUAACACACGGAAACGUCAGGCGGGCGACGAAUUACGCGGUAAAUCCAAGGUUUUGCUGUUGGAGCGAGAUCACUCGAGCAGUCAAGCGUUGAUAGAUACCGAGAAUUCGGACCAGAUCUUGGACAAGGAGAGCGCGAGUCCGAAAGUCGUGUUGAAGGAUGCGCCCGCAAACGCGAAGGAAGUUUUUCGCGUCAACAGAGUUGUUCGCAACAUUCAGUUCGAUUCACCGAAAGGAACGAGCUCCGAUAAGGCCAGCAAACCAAAAACACGAGUCACGCGCUCACGCACCAGAUUGUUGUCCACUGAUGGAAAUCAGACAGAUAUUCGUGAUAGCUUGCUGAAGAAGAGAAGCGAUGAUACGCCAACAAAAUCUGUGCCUUUUGAGAAAAAAGGCGCUCUCAGCCCAAAGAAAAAGCAACCGCAAACUCCUAAAAAGAGCUCUUUUGUUCCAAAAGAAAGCACGAUUGAAGAGACCGAGAAUGAACAGCUUGCUGAUAGUCCAACAUCAUCAAAGAUACUCUCGAAGAUGGAGAAACAGGCGAGAAUUGAAAAUUUGAAUUUGAUCGAAAUCAAGAACAGACUCAACAAGUCCUCCAGACUGAUGGAAUUGCAAGCCAGAAUACAAAAGAUCAAGCAGUGCGAGAAGAAGUUAGAGAACAUGAAUAAACAGUCUGCUGAAGAAAUCUCGAAUAAAGAAGUCACAAAACCUAAGAUGCAGAAGUUUGAAAAGAUAGAAGUUGAAGUUCCCUUGAGUCCACAGAAAGAAUAUAAGUCUCCAACUAAGACAUUGUUGACUCCAACUAAGAACAAGGAUCUGGCAAAAAUAGCCAGUCCAGAAAGGCGACUUUUAUUUGAACCUAAAGAAACAAGCCCGGUCAAAUCCAGUCCUACUAAAGCAUAUCAAAGAUAUCUGUCACUGGCUGAAAGUGCAAAGCCUGGACUGGCACUACCAAGUAGCUAUAGAUUCUUGGCCGAAGUGUUCCGAUGUAUAGAUACGGUGUCAGCGAUGCUGUUUAACAGAAAGGAGUUAAUAACAUUUGCAAAAUUGAAACCUUCAGUUCAAGAGCUGUUGCGUCGUGAUUUAACACUGCAUCAUCUAUCUCAAAUAAAAACUAUUUAUCCUGAUGCAUUUACCUUUCAUCAGGAAAAAUAUAGGAAUUUUGGUUCUGUGUCCAAACAAGAGAAAUACGAGUUGGUUCUGACACCUAUGGUUGAACCCAGUAAUGGAAGAAAUACACCGGAUGCCGACAAUAUAUUGAAAUGUGCAUCAGAGAGCAGUAUGAGUCCUAAAGUAUUGCUGGAAAGACGAAAGAAAUUUUACAAUGCUCUAUUAGAGAGAGUAAGAGAUGAGCACGAGAAAUUUUUGCAAAGCUGUGGACAUGUGAAAUUACUAAAUAUACCAAGAGAGAAACUGAUAUGUUGGCAUCCCAUGUUUGAUGUGGAAACUUGCAAGGAAAUUGAGGAGGCCGAACUGCCACAGCCUCCUGAAGUUGAAAAACCAACUGCUAAAGAUGUUCUUAACAAAGCUAAAUCUUUGUUCAACUGUGGCACACGCAUGGAGAAAGCGCUGCAGAAGCUGAAUGAAACAAAAAUGACUUCAAACUCGAAGUCCCCCACGCAAGAUUCUACAACUCAGACUACAGAAGAUGGCAUUCCAAAAGUUAACAUUACCAUUGUAGAUACUCCACCGGCUACACCAUCCACAAAGGAUCACGUCAAUUCGCUUCUCAAAGGCAUUCCUAAAGCUCUACUUGAGAAGGUUCGUGCUAAACAAGCGGCCAAGGCACUGGAAGCAAUGACAAGAACACCAAACGCGGACAAGGAAGUCGCAAUGUAUUCCAGAUUUCCCGAAUUAGCGAAGCUUCUUCGCAAUAUUUUUGUAACAGAGAAAAAAAGCGUUCUUUCGAUGGAAGCUGUAAUACAAAAACUUGACAACUCGUUUCGAACAAAACUAACAUCGCAAGAACUGGAAGAGCAUAUUCGUCAGUUGUGCAAACUGCUACCUACAUGGAGUACAAUACAUAACGUACGAAAAGUCGAUUAUCUCAAGUUGAACAGAAACGUUGAGCUUAACAAAGUGAUCAAACAAUUAGAAAUUUUAGCCGACGAUAAGGUCAAGACUAAGGUGUCUUGAUGUGCACGUCAAGGAUUACGGGUGGUAUUCGCAGUCGGAUCUUGUAUCUGCGAUCGUCUUGAGUACAGCGUCAAAGAUGAACUUAAGACAAUCUUGAACGUAAGGUUGAACUACGAAUACCGUCGUCUAUAUUUAUUUUCACUUAUUAUCACAAUUCUUACAUAUGUAGAAAGUGCUGUUUUUGUAUAUUUACAUCUGAAUUAUUACAAGAUGAUUGAAUUGCACAUCUUAAUUAUAAUGUCAAAAUCGGGGUUUUACUCUUCAGCGACUAGUUUUUUUUUAACACGAAGGGUACAAGGCAUAGAACAAGAUACAAAAUACGAGAACAUAUAACAUUUAAUGUUGCAUGUACUUUUCAAGUUUUAUUACGAAAAAAAAAAAAGAGUUUAUUUUAAUAUGCUCAAUGUUUGAUAAGAUGCAAUAUGAUAGUACGUUUAUAAUGUGAAAUAUAAUAAAAUACAAAACACUCUAUUUUUCAUACACACAGUAAAAAAGUAUCGAUAUGUGCGUAAACUUAUGUUCUCAGUAAUCGCGAAAAAUUUGUGUAAGAAGUUAUCUGAAUUUCUUAAGUGAGACAAUCCUGACGAGAAGAUGUGUAAGCACUGUUUUUGAUUAUAUAUAUUUAUUUAAUAAAGCUUCUGGAUAAUAUUGCACACUUUAAAAUAUAUUAUCACUUGUGUAAUUUUUCUCAAAUGUACUUGUAACCAUAUAUA